Dromaius novaehollandiae (emu) is the source of this 1426-nucleotide messenger RNA. RefSeq names its product chromosome 26 C8orf58 homolog (gene C26H8orf58). The transcript has 5 exons. The record is from RefSeq and is a predicted model, not a curated record. The coding region runs from base 377 to 1390 and encodes 337 amino acids. NCBI's taxonomy places the organism in Eukaryota, Metazoa, Chordata, Aves, Casuariiformes, Dromaiidae.
GGGAUUCGUGCGGCUGCGCGAGGCCCUUUGGGGGCCGCUGAAUUGCGGGAUUGUCCGAAGCGCUGGCCAGCUGCGAGCCCCGCCGCCGUCCCCGCGUCGCCCUGCUGCCGAUGGAGCCGGGACUGACCUGGCACCCGAGAGCCUGUCUGCAGCCUUUGGGUGCCCGAACGAGCAUCCCGCCUUCCCGCCCGCGGAUGGGAAGGAGCCCUUAACCACCGGCCCAGCCGGUAUCGUCUGUGCUUAAAUCCUGACAAGAACCAGUUGGGAACCAGCCCCAUAAUGAGACGCCUCUGGAUGCAGGGCCCGUCUCCGGCUGGGGCGGCUAUAAAAGGGAGCGCUGGGACGUGCGCCCGGCCCUCGGAUUCGGCUUUCGGCGAUGUGGGGUGGCUCCUGCGCCGUCUGGAAGAGGAGGGGAGCGUUUGGCCGCCAUGGCUCCUGGGAGGCGUCGGAGAGCUGCGUGGUGCAGACGUCCACCGGCAUCUACCGCAGGCUGCAGGAGAGCCCCGCGGCGUGCCCGGCCCCGAUGAGCGACGAGGCGCCCGAGGUGUGGGGGCCGCCGGAGCCCGGCUCCCCCGGCAGCCCCCCGCCACGGCUUGGCCGCUUCCCGGCGAGCGGGCGGCUCCUCAAGUCGGAGUCGGAGGACUCCGGGGUGGAGAUGGCCAGCAACGAGCACUCGCCCUCCACCCCGCUGGGCUCCGAGAGCAGCUUCUCCCUUGACGGCUUCCAGCCCGCCCGUGGUGACCCGGAGAAGAGCCGCCUCGGCGAGGAGCCGGCGCCGCGUGAGCGGCCUCCCCGCGGCCUCUCGGCCAGCAAGAAGCUGGCGCAGGCCGUGCAGCGCUCGCGGAGGCGGCGGGUGCCCAGGCGCUCCCCACCGCCGCUGGGCCGCCGCAGCGCCAGCACGGCCGACCUGGAGGUGCUGGCUCGGGGGGCAGAGCCCCGGGGGGACCCCGGUGCGUCCCAGGAGCUGUGGGAGCCGAGCGCAGAGCCCCUGGAGGGUGACGGCCAGCCGGAGGCCUCGCCGCCCGCGCCGGGCCAGGGGCUGCGCUACCUGGAGCGCGUCUGCCGGCUGCUGGAGAGGACGGCCCAGCUGCAGCACGCCCACCGGCAGCUCCGGCAGCAGCAGGCGGCGGAGGGCCGUCGGCCCGCGGCCAGCGCCCCGGCCACGCCCGCGCUGGAGGAGCCACGGAGGAGCGUCCGGGCCCGCUCGUCCUCGGAGAGCCAGGCGCCGGCAGAGCGGCGGCGGAGCCCAGCGCCGCAGCAGAGAGCCCCGAGGCUGCCGGAGCCGCCGCCAUCCCCACGCGGGCCAGCCGCUGCCAUGGAGGCCGGGCGCCGGGGCGGGCGCUGGGGCCGCCUCGGGGCGCUGCUGAGGCGCGGCGCCCGCCCCGCGUAGGGCCCCCACAAUAAAGCGGCGCUUGGGCCCGCGGCA